Pocillopora damicornis (cauliflower coral) is the source of this 1923-nucleotide messenger RNA. RefSeq lists its product as uncharacterized. Gene Ontology annotation, biological process: peptidyl-tyrosine sulfation. The record is from RefSeq and is a predicted model, not a curated record. Lineage: Eukaryota; Metazoa; Cnidaria; Anthozoa; Scleractinia; Pocilloporidae. Gene Ontology annotation, cellular component: Golgi apparatus. Gene Ontology annotation, molecular function: protein-tyrosine sulfotransferase activity.
UUCAUCUCACUGAGAUACAUGGUGGCAAACAGAACUUUUUAAGGGUUUUUAUGAGUAAAUCAGUAAACUGGUUCUCAUCAAAAUCAUUAUUGUGAGAAACAGGUACUGAAGAUGCCCAGUUCCAGGGCCACACGCGGAGUUCUUUUGGGUACAGUUAUUGGCUUGGCAUUGGCAGGACUUUUUAUUGUGUGGAGCGACAAAUACACUCACAUAAAGUAUCAGUCAGGACCCUUGGCGAGCUCUGGACAGUUAUUAUGGUAUGGAGAUCGUGAUAUCACGUCACUAAAACCGUCAACGGAAAAUGAAAAGGAUGAAUUCGGAAGGGAGAAAUUGGAAACACAGCAAACUACGGGAGAAACAAGAAUAGACGAUCCAGGUCACAAUGCAGAUCAUCCAGUUUCAACAAAUGACUUGUACAAAGCUUAUGGUCACGUGCACACCAUCGUGUUUUUCAUUGGUUAUCCACGUAGUCGUCACAGUCUUCUAGGCUCGCUAAUGGAUGCCCAUCCGCGCAUGGUUGUAUCUGACGAAAGAAUGGCUUUCAACGCAUGGAGAAGAAGGUCUAGCUCAUUCAUCGACAGCUCAAUAUACAAAUUUUAUGAUAUUAUGUUCCAAGCUUCAGAGAAAUCAGUUUCCUCGGGAAGACGGUCAAGAACCUUCGAAGGAAAUGUCACAAACAAGGCUUCAAGGUAUGGAUAUAUGGUACCAAACCAGUGGCAAGGAAGAUUUGAUCAAUACAUUGAGGUGAUUGGAGACAAAGCAGGUGCAUUUACGGCCUCCGCAAUGCUUAACGACGAUGCUAUUGACGCUGUACGCCUGUUAGAGAAAACUGCCGCUGCUAAGGUGAAGUUCAUUCAUGUCGUAAGAAAUCCAUUUGACAAUAUUGCGACCAUGGUUCUACAGCAUGGUAAAAUCAAACAGCGUGAAGGGAGCCACGAAGUCAAGCUGCAGCAAAAUUUACCGAGAACAGAUGAAAUGAAGCGCGUGAUUAGAGCCAGUACAGGCAUAAAUGGGCAGAUUGAAGCUCCUGAAAUACUUGAUGACAAAAUAGACGCUUAUUUCAAGUGGGCCAAGGGAAGUAACAAAGCAAGAGAGGCUCUUCCUGGAAGCGUUCUUGAUAUUCCAAGCAUAGAAAUUGUUCUUCAUCCCGCAGAGGUUCUGAGAAAGAUCUGCAAGUUCCUAGGGAUCUUAUGCACUGAGAAAUAUCUACAAGACUGUGCAGACACUGUGGACCCAACUCCUUCAAUAACACGUGACUAUGUAAAGUGGACUACCAAACAGAAGGAGAGAGUGAACACGGAAAUGAAAAGAUUCACGUUUCUACAGGGUUUUUCUUUCGAUAAGACGGUUUAGUAGAGGAGAAAAUGAGAGUAAAAACCCUGCAGAAGAAUGUUUAUUAAUUAAAUUUAUAUCUCAUUAAUUCAGGAAUUAAAGAAAAGAGAUGGAGAGGAUUUUAAAAAUCUCGUCACCUCUACGAAGAGGAGAGUAGUCAUCAAUCAGCCUCGUUUCCAGUUUCUCUCUUCAAUUUUUUAAAAUGAGAGACCCUGGGAAUGACGUGCUCACUUUUAUUCAACCUAAUGAAGUCGGCUUUUCUGAUUGGUUGAAUUUCUUCCAAUAGCUAAAAAAUUAAAUUGUAUUCGCAAGACCCUAAAAGAGUGUUAUUCACAAGAUAAGCGUAAAGUAGUCUGUUAUAAUUUUCUGCAUCGUUCCUGUUCUCACUUAUAACCACCUUGAAAUACACUAAAUCAUAAUAGGUACCAUAGCAACCGUUAAAUGUCUAUGUCAUAAGGACCUGUUCUUCUGGGGUGGCAGCCGUAUCUAUAUCCGGGCCCUUGGUUCUUUCCUGAAGGAGAAUGUUACUUCGAAAAUUGAACUUAUACGCAAACGUUCUCUUGGGAUUGAAUUACACAUUUCAUUUUUCUU